Molecule: messenger RNA, 1668 nt
Organism: Cucurbitaria berberidis CBS 394.84
Lineage: Eukaryota; Fungi; Ascomycota; Dothideomycetes; Pleosporales; Cucurbitariaceae
Exons: 1
Coding region: 1-1668 (555 amino acids)
Source: RefSeq, a predicted model, not a curated record
AUGAGCAUGGACGCUGGCGGUCUUGCUCAAAUGACAUACAACAACUUCCAGGCCCCAGGCGGCUUCGGCGGCCCUACCGCGAGCUUCGGAUCUCGUGGCAAGGGUGCUGCGCUGAAGCGUCUCAGUGUCGCCUCUCCGCCCAAGGUUGCCUCCAUUGCCGAGGACUCGGUCGCGACUCCUCGCACGAGCCGCUCCCAUCUUCUAGCUGGUCUGCGCACUGCUCCCAAGACCCCGACGUCCGCCCAACCUCCCGCGUCGGCUCCUUAUUCGCAGCGACAGCACAACAUUGGUGCUAACAACACCAACCGCUAUCCCAGACAGGGCUACAAUGGCGCGAACCAGGCUGUCCCCCAGACUGCCAUUGGCAACAGCUUCACGGGUGCCAACCAGUUCAACAACCAGCAGCCAGCCCUCUAUGACCAAGUCCUGGCUCCUCCCUCGGUGCAGUAUGAUGACGCGGAAAUGGAUCCUAGCGUCGCUGCGCAGCUAUUGGCCACAGAGAUGUAUCUCGCCCAGAGACAGCAACAGCUUCAACAACAGCUGCUUGCCCUGACUGCGCAGCAGUUUGGCGGCAUGAACAUGAACGCCAGCAUGCGCCAGUCGCAGCAGUUCUCCAACCCAUCCUUCACGCCUCAGAUGAAUGCCUACGGUCAGCAGUUCCAGAACACGCCCGCUAUCCAGGAAACUGGUCAACCCGGCGUCUACCUCGUCUUCAACCAAAUGACUGGCCAGUACCAAUAUGUUGUGGACCCCAGCUUCCAGCACGAUGACGGCGGCAACGUUCAGGCUCAGAAUGGCACAUCCAACUUGUCGCACUCGCCACCCCCGCCAACUCCCAACUUCACGUCUUCGCCGCCAAAGGGCAGCACCCCAGUGCUUCACGUUUCUCCACCCAACGAGGUGAACCCCAGCCCCUGGGGCUCGCGCAGUACGUCGCCCCCCAAGAAGUCCUCGACGCCGCCUCAGGACGUUGUACCACUUCCGCCGCCAUCCGCCAACGCUUUCCGCCGUGGCCACAAGAAGAAUCUUUCUACUCUUGCCGUCGAUGCCAAGGCAGACACGCCUGAGGGCCCUCGAUCUGCCUUUGUCCGCCCUGUCGGCUUUCCUGCUACUCCGAUGACCGGCACCUUUGGCCCUGGUCAAGCACGAGCUGGAGAACACCCAGUCCGUCAGCCUCGCAACCCUCCUUCGAUCGAGGAACUCAAGGAACGCCCGACCACCAAGCAUGAGGGCAGCAAGAACUUUGCGACCCGUCAACGUCGACAGGCCGUUGGUAACCUUGUACGAGCUGGCAUCGGCCGCCGUGCCCACCGCACUAGCAGCGGCAGUGCCUCUCCCGACAGCGAGAACUUCCCAUCGUCCGACAACGACUCUGACAGCGUUCGAAGUGGAGGAAGCGGCAGCCUUUCCGGCAAGCCCAGCAUUGGCAGUCUGCGCGCAGCUGCCAAUGGCGCCAUCGGCUCAGAGCGCAAGGCCUCCAAAGAGCGCUCCCGCGACCGGACUCCUAUUGAUCGUUCCUACACCGCGAACAGCGUGAGCAGCGACGAUGGCGCCUCCAUCGGAGGUGGCCUAGUUGAUAUCCGCCCGGAGGAGACAUACGGUGAACGUCGCACCAUGCCAAAGCUCGUUCUUACCAGCGCCGAGAAGCGCAAGAGCACCUUAUUUUGA